Cercopithifilaria johnstoni is the source of this 1014-nucleotide messenger RNA. NCBI's taxonomy places the organism in Eukaryota, Metazoa, Nematoda, Chromadorea, Rhabditida, Onchocercidae. The record is from the annotation of a GenBank genome assembly.
AUGCUUUUGGAUCGAAGCUAUGUAGAUUUGAAGAAUCAAGUAAUAAAAGCGGAGCGGAAGCUGUUGAAUGCGCUUGGUUUUGUAGUGCAUGUCAAUCAUCCACAUAAACUUAUAUACGCAUAUCUUCAUGCACUGGGCGCUACUGGCAACCAUGAAUUGAUGCAAAAAGCAUGGAGCUAUAUGAAUGAUGGAUUACGUACAGACAUAUUUCUCAGGUAUCAGCCAGAAACAAUUGCAUGCGCUUGCAUUCAUCUUGCAGCAAGAACUAUAGCAGAACCCUUGCCGCUUCCGCGCGAACCCUUCCCUUGGUUUGAAGCAUUUGAUGCAAGUGAUAGGGAUGUACAGACGAUCUCUCUUUUGCUGCUGCAAGUUUAUACGCGAAUACGAGCUCCAAACUGGACACGGUUGAAUGAUACACUGAACAAACUACGAAUUGGUCUCAGCAAUGCACUUGCAAAAGUUCAGCAAGCGGAAAGCAUGGCUAAUAAAGAAGUUGAACGAGCAAAAGCUAUUUUGGAGAAAAGACGUCGCGAAAUCGCUAACAAAGCUGCUGAAAUGGAGCGGCAGAAUGGUGCUAGAAAUAAGGCAAGAGAAGGAAGUGGGAAGGAAAAAGAAGUUCAGCGUGAUAGGGAAAAAGAAAAUGACCAUUAUAAUGCUAAACAGACAUCGUCUUCCACAUCACGUUCACGCUCAAAGUCACCAGUUGAACCAAAGAAAUUCCGUACCUCACCUCUCUAUUAUCACCAUCGGGGUGAGUCGGCGGAACGUGAUCGGCCAUCAAAGCGUAACCAUCAUCAUUCAAGGCAUCAGAGAGAUGAAAGACGACGAGCCAGGGAAGAACGGCGGGCAGAAAAAGACCGACGUCGUCGGACCAGAAGUCGAGAUGGUCGACGGAAGGUUGUUGAGAAGGACCGAGUAAGCAAUCAGCGUGAACGUGAAAAGGAUGUUUAUUUGGCCUUAGGCAAGAGAAGGAGGAGUAGUGAAAGCCCUUCGCCCGUUAAAGUGCGGCGUUAG